AUGUCGACGACGGAGGAUGAGAAAGAAGCCUACUCUUCUGUCUUCACCGACAGAAGAAAAAGAGAAGAGUUCAUCUGGAAUGAUCGCACUGACCAAAACUACUUCUUAACUAAAGGAGAGUGCCAGGAUUGCGUGAAUGAAGGUGCAGAGUCAGCUAGCAUACAAGUAUCAAUCCUUACCCCCAACCAAUAA
Prunus armeniaca (apricot) is the source of this 192-nucleotide messenger RNA. Lineage: Eukaryota; Viridiplantae; Streptophyta; Magnoliopsida; Rosales; Rosaceae. The record is from the annotation of a GenBank genome assembly.